CACGAAAAAUGCACGGUCGUCCUCGCAAAGCCCCCACUCCAGAAGAAGAAAAAGCUUUAGCUCUCAAAGCUGCUAAACUACGCCCCCUCCAAUCUCAGUUCCUCCAUUUUCAUCACAACAAAAUUUACACAAAAGAAGCCCUAGAGGUCAAUGCGAAGCUUCUCGAGGCCAAUCCUGAGUAUCUCACAGCUUGGAAUUACAGAAAAUUCGCUGUUGAACACAUUCUCAGUCAUUCUGAGACUGAUACAGAGAUUGAUCCAGACUUCAUUAAAUCUAUUUACAGUGAAGAACUGAGAGUU
This is a messenger RNA of Camellia sinensis, 299 nucleotides long. NCBI's taxonomy places the organism in Eukaryota, Viridiplantae, Streptophyta, Magnoliopsida, Ericales, Theaceae. The record is from RefSeq and is a predicted model, not a curated record.